CCAAACAGACCCACGGACAUACAGUAUGUGUGGGCUGGGGCUGGAUAUGAGGACUGUUUUGAAGUAACACGUUCUCUAGAUCUGGAUAUGGGAGAGUAAAAACACCGACACGCUAUGGAUAGGCAACAGAACCUGAACCGGACGGAGACCUUCUCCUUCGUCAACCCCUGGAUCCGAUAUUUUCUCUUCUUCUUCAGCUUCCUUUUCUGGGUUUUCUCAUUGCUGAUCGUUGCAAUCGGAGUGUAUGCGAAAGUCCAGAAAGCUACAGACACAGUGCGGGACACGUUCCUCAUCGACCCAGCUGUCAUCCUAAUUGUGGUGGGGGUGGUCAUGUUCUUCAUUACGUUCUGCGGUUGCAUCGGGGCCCUCCGAGAGAACAUUCACCUCCUCAAGACAUUCUCCAUCAGCUUGACGCUGGUCUUCCUGACACAACUGGCCAUUGCAAUACUGGGCUUCUUCUACUCUGAUCAGGUAUCUACCUCUUUGCCGUCAAGUCCAUGCAGUAGCUGAGGUAUUAGAGAAUCU
Messenger RNA from Solea senegalensis (Senegalese sole), 525 nucleotides. RefSeq names its product tetraspanin-33-like. The record is from RefSeq and is a predicted model, not a curated record. The transcript is spliced from 4 exons. Gene Ontology annotation, cellular component: membrane. Bases 115 to 510 code for a protein of 131 amino acids. NCBI's taxonomy places the organism in Eukaryota, Metazoa, Chordata, Actinopteri, Pleuronectiformes, Soleidae.